Messenger RNA from Crotalus tigris (Tiger rattlesnake), 4203 nucleotides. It is a transcript of the gene FGF16, whose product is annotated as fibroblast growth factor 16. Gene Ontology annotation, cellular component: cytoplasm. Gene Ontology annotation, molecular function: growth factor activity; fibroblast growth factor receptor binding. Bases 95 to 712 code for a protein of 205 amino acids. The transcript has 3 exons. NCBI's taxonomy places the organism in Eukaryota, Metazoa, Chordata, Lepidosauria, Squamata, Viperidae. The record is from RefSeq and is a predicted model, not a curated record. Gene Ontology annotation, biological process: positive regulation of endothelial cell chemotaxis to fibroblast growth factor; positive regulation of gene expression; animal organ morphogenesis.
CCGGCCGCAGCCCGGGCGCCCCGUCGGCGGCCAGCCCGAGGAGAGCCGGCGCGGGCCGCCUGAGCGCCGCCUGCCGCCCCCGGCCGGCCGGGCCAUGGCCGAGGUGGGGGGCUUCCUGGGCUCCCUGGACCUGCACGGCUUCUCGUCGUCGCUGGGCACCGCGCCGCUGGCCGACUCGCCGGGCUUCCUGACCGAGCGGCUGGGGCAGAUCGAGGGACGGCUGCAGCGGGGCUCGCCCACCGACUUCGCCCACCUGAAGGGCAUCCUGCGCCGGCGGCAGCUCUACUGUCGGAUGGGCUUCCACCUGGAGCUCUUCCCCAACGGCACCGUGCGCGGCACCCGGCAGGACCACAGCCGCUUCGGAAUUUUGGAGUUUAUAAGUUUGGCUGUAGGACUGGUUAGCAUCCGUGGAGUGGAUUCUGGCCUUUAUCUUGGAAUGAAUGAGAGAGGGGAGCUGUAUGGAUCGAAGAAGCUCACACGGGAGUGUGUUUUCCGCGAGCAAUUUGAAGAAAACUGGUAUAAUACCUAUGCCUCGACCCUCUACAAGCACACUGAUUCUGAGCGACAGUAUUAUAUUGCCUUGAACAAAGAUGGGUCUCCCCGAGAAGGAUUCAGGACUAAGAGACAUCAAAAAUUUACUCAUUUUUUACCUAGGCCAGUAGAUCCUGCUAAGAUGCCUGCAGUGUACAGAGACCUUCUCCGCUACAGGUGAUACUCCCUGCAGCUUGAGAGCCUUAUAGGGGUGUGAAUGCACAUGAUGGUGUAGCAUACACACCAUUGGGUUUCCAAAGUUUUUGCUGGAGCACUACAAACCUAUUCCUUUCACCCCUCCUGCAAGCCUAGUUAACGCAUAGAGAAGCCCUUGCCUUGAAUCCCUUCGUUUUCAAAGAAGGCUACAAGAAGGAUGGAUUGAGUCCCCAGGGAGCACAACAGGAUGGGGCAGAGCUUGGAACCCUACAUAGGAUCGUUUUCCAAUUACAUGUACAAUUUGGUGGGCUAAGAAGAGGAAGCCAUUCACUCUGAGCAGAAGAGAUUGUGUUUGACAACCACCACCAGCAGCAUUGAUCCUGAGCUAUGCAACCGGGCACAGAAGAAUUCAGAAAUAAUUUGCAUUGUGCUCAAAAAGUUGGAAAGCUUGCUUGCUAAGCUGGUCCUUUGCGACUUGCCAGAUAUUGGUGAUCCAAAAUCUGAGAACUCAUGGGCUUGCAUGGUAAUAAAAGUGGAGAAUCUAUUGGAUGUUUGGCUCCUCAGGAAGAUGUGCGUGAAUGUGGCUUUAUAUGUCCAAGCGCACACUUUGAUGUGCUUGUGUUUCCUUCCGUUGGAGUCUGAUAGCAGAAAGGAGGAGGUGAGAUCAAAGAACAAGCAUUUUUAAGAUGGAAACACAACACUGUUCGUAAGGACAAAUCUAUUUAUAAAGUGUAUAAUAUAUUUAUUUUAUAUAUUUAUUUAUUUCAAAUAUAUAUAUAAAUAUAUAUAUAUGUGUAUUAUUUUUUAAAUGAGAGAUAUUAUGACCCAACUUUCUUCAGAAAGAAUAAGGUCCUACUGAUGUAGGAAAAAGAGGAAGGGACUUUAAAGAGCUUUAUCAGCAAUAAAAUGUCUUUAUAUAUUGCAGGUGGCUUAUUAAUUUAUUGUAAUGAUACUGAUUCAUAAUUUAAGAUUUAAAACCAUGAAUGUGGAAGAGACCUACAAUUACAGAAAACAUCCUAUGGUAAGUGAUGGAAAGAGGCAGAGAUACACUUGGUGGAUGGUUCUGUAGCUAUUUCUGCAAAACUAGCCCCAUUCAGUUGUUAUACUAUACUAAAAGAGAUGAGUUUAGAAUUGUAGCCAAAUUUGAAUUAAAUUUGUGACAAAUCCAUUUCUCCCAUGUAGGAAAUCUUGUUUCUGAGCUGCCCAGAAUUUGCUCCUCUAAGGAAAAAAAAAGUUAAAAAAAACAACAACAAUUGGAUCAUUUUCACAACCUGGGAAAUGACAUGAGUGGGAAGCACAGAGCUUCCCCAUAUGGUAUUGCAUCAUAGUUCCCAGCAUGCUAACCUGGUGAAGUUACUGGGAUUCUGGAGGGCAACCAGUUCCUGGUAUCCUGCCCUAAAAGAUGGCAGCCAUCAAAUCACAAGCCAGUGUGACAUUUUCUAUUAAGAAUUUUUACCUCAUAUAACACAUGUUACCAGGACAUUUCUACUGCAUUUGUACAACAGGUCCCACUUUAUUUCAAAAUGAAGAAUUGAGAAAAGCCAUAGAUAAGUGUUUGGAUCCAACUAUCCCAGGUUUCUUCUUGCUACCGGUCUUAGACAAGGACAAACAGAAAUUUCUCCCUAAACGCCAUCAUUGCAUGGUUGGCGCAUGGACUUCCUGCUCAGGAUGCCUCUCUCAUCCUGAUAAUUCUCCUCUGGCCAUCAUGUGGCUCAGGUUAGCUAGGAAAGAACCCUCUCCUAGACUGCCCUUGGCUGGGUUGGGGUGCUAAGUAGGAUCCGACUUGCUUGGCAUGGAUUGGGAGGCCCUCCAGGGCAGGGCUUUUCAACCUUGGCAACUUUAAGAUGUGUGGACUUUCAUUUCAAGAAUUCAGUUUGGGAGUUGAAGCCCUCACAUCUUAAUGAUGCCAAGAUUGAAAAAUUCUGUUGUAGGGAAACACGGCUGUAGGCUAGACUGAGAAGGCAAAAACAAACCAGAAGAAGGCAAACUGCCAUUGUGCCAUUGCCAAGAAAACAUGCCAGGAAAGAUUUGUAUAAUCAUUUUUAGAAGAGCUUUAGAUUUCAAUCCGUUUCCAUUUGGUUCCUUCUCUGAGCCCCUGGCAUGUAAUUGUAACCGAAUUAUUAAUCCCUACUUAUUUUUUGACUGUAACAGAAUUAAGUGGUUCAAAUGUUGUAUCCCAACUGACAUUGUGGUCCUAUCUUUUUUGACUGAGAGUCAUUCAGAUGGAUUAGGGUUCUCUUUGCAUCAUCAUAGCCUUCAGUCAUACUUAGUAGAGAAAAUAGGGGAUUGAAAUCUCACACAUCUGGAAAAUAACAACUAAGAAAACGACUGUUUUAAUCUCUUGAACACAAUCUAGAAUUCUCCUUGUUUUCCACUUUGAUGAUUUCCCUAAAAAGGGCUCUGGGAAUUCUAGGGCCAAGAUGAAAUCAUGUUUUUUCAUUGCCUAAAACAUUAUCUAGUGUCCUGUAAAUAAUUUGCUACAUAUGUGUUAUUUUUUUACCUUUAAACUUCCACUUAUUCCUCGGGGGGGGGGGGGAUCUGCUGAGAAACACAUCCAACUUUUAUAAAUGCUGAAUUAAAGGUUUCAGUUGGAGUUUGGCCAGCCCUCCUGCGUUCUGACAAUAAUAGUCUUGCAUAAGAGUAUGCACUAAAUUGUUUUGAUCCUUUGUCAUAAUAUGGAUGCUCCCAGUGGACGUCCAACCAUGAUCUUUAAUACAUGAACCAUGUCAUUUCCCACCAUUUUGAGAUACGAAACACCCCAACACCCUAGUGAAGAAGAAAAGAUCACUAAAAUUCCUGGCUUUCCUCAAGAAACCUCCUGGCCACAGCAGGCCCGGGUGGUCAGGCCAUCCAAGGAGAUCCCAAGACUGGGUGGGUGGAGCAGAUCUGUUCCCUGUAAUCUUUCACCUCCCUUGUGCUCUGGAGCAGGCUCGGCGUCAAAGGAGGCGUAGGAUGUGCUUGAACACAGCAAUAAAACCAACCAUUAGUAUUUAGGUUCAUGAAAAGGUUCCUGGCUUAGUAACUUGAGUGAAAUGGCUUUGUUUCACUGUACCUUGUUUUUUAAAAUUUAAUCAAUGUACAUUUAAUGAUAUAUCAGGAUGUGUCUGUCCCUUUUUCAGCUUGCUAGGGACUUUGCGAAAGUAUACGAGAUGUACAAAAAGGCUUUGGCACUGCAGCUCUGGAGCUGGCGAACGAGUCCUUCUGCAGCAGACACAGAAGGAUUUCAGCUGGAACUCCCUGCCCUAAACUUACCUCCAAAUUCCUCUUUAAUCUUUUGUUAAAUCCUAAAACUAUUUCACAUAAAUGUAAUUCUCACGCCCAGCAAAUGCAACAGGCAUCUAUCUUGAAAAUCUAUAGGGGAUUUAUGGCAAAUUUUAAAUCCUUGAUAGCUUUUUUUCAACUACACAUCAGAGAUGAUCCUUACUUUUUUUAUGUCUUGCUUCUAAUUUGAUCAAGUGGAUAAAUGUAAUACAGGAGACAUAAAUGUAAUACCAAUAAAACUCUCAACUACUGUAA